This is a messenger RNA of Peromyscus eremicus (cactus mouse), 2402 nucleotides long. RefSeq names its product endonuclease, poly(U) specific (gene Endou). Bases 1 to 1368 code for a protein of 455 amino acids. The transcript has 10 exons. Gene Ontology annotation, biological process: immune response. Lineage: Eukaryota; Metazoa; Chordata; Mammalia; Rodentia; Cricetidae. The record is from RefSeq and is a predicted model, not a curated record. Gene Ontology annotation, molecular function: polysaccharide binding; scavenger receptor activity; RNA endonuclease activity.
AUGAAGGCCUGUGUCUCCCUGCUGGUGGCCAUGCUCUGUGGCCUGGGCUGGGCUGGAAACCUGGAGUCGUGUGCAUCUCGCUGCAAUGAGAAAUUUAACCGGGAUGCUGUCUGCCAGUGUGAUCGCAGAUGUCCCCAGCAUGACGACUGCUGUGAUGACUAUGGACGUCUGUGCAAUGCAUUCAGCGUCAGAGGUUUGUCCACAUACCCUUUCCAUAUACAUGCUUGCCUCGAGUUGGGAACCCGGAACCAGGGCCGAAGCUGGAGGGAACUCCUGGGAUGGCUGGUAACUUUAUUUUCCUACAUUACAGCUGAAGAAGGCCCCCCAGAGCCCAAGGCAUUCCUGGAUCCAGAGGAUGAGAUCCCAGCCAGCUACCUGUACUCUGCACCGAACUCCUGCCAGGGCCGCUGCCGGGAAGCCUAUGACAGGCACCACCCUUGCCACUGCAAUGACCGAUGUCAAGAGUUCGGGAACUGCUGUGAAGAUUUCGACAGCCUGUGUGGUGACCACGAGGGCUUCUCCCAUAGCAGCGACGCCAUAACCAACGAGGAACUCCAGAGUAUCUCUGAGGUGAUCUACAGGGUAGAUACCAAUAAAGCCCAGAAGGAAGACAUUGUCCUCAACAGUCAAAACCGUGUCUCCCCGUCAGAGACAGGAAACCGAGUGGAUCGUUGCCCCGAGCCGCUCUUUACUUACGUCAACGAGGAGCUCUUCUCUAAGCCCACCUAUGCAGCUUUUAUCAACCUGCUCAACAAUUACCAGCGGGCCACGGGCCACGGGGAACACUUCAGUGCCCAACAGCUGGAGGAGCAGGCUGUCUUCCUCAGGGAGGUCAUGAAGACAGCUGUCAUGAAGGAGCUCUAUGGCUUUCUCCAUCACCAAAACCGCUACAGCUCCGAACAAGAGUUCGUGGACGAUCUGAGGAACAUGUGGUUUGGGCUCUACUCAAGAGGCAGUGAAGAAGGAGAUUCCAGCGGCUUUGAACACGUCUUCUCGGGCGAAGUGAAAAAGGGCAAGGUCACUGGCUUCCACAACUGGAUCCGCUUCUACCUGCAGGAGAAGGAGGGUCUGCUUGACUAUUACAGCCACAACUACGAUGGACCUUGGGAUUCCUACCCUGAUGUCCUAGCCAUGCAGUUCAACUGGGAUGGCUACUACAAGGAAGUGGGCUCAGCUUUCAUUGGCAGCAGCCCUGAGUUUGAGUUCGCUCUCUACUCUCUGUGCUUCAUCACCAGACCAGGCAAAAAGUGCCACUUAAGCCUGGGUGGCUAUCCUUUGGCCAUCCAGACCUAUACCUGGGAUAAGACCACCUAUGGAAACAGCAAGAAGUACAUCGCCACAGCCUACAUAGUGUCUUCCACCCAAUAGAGCUCACGGCCAGAUGGGUUAUGAGGGCAGAGGGCCAAGCCGGAUCCAGGUGCUAUUUGCUCUGUACUGGGGAGAGGAGGGAGGAGUCUGGGAGGAACCCCACAGCCCAGUUUUAUGAAAGAGAUCUCAAAUCUAGAAAUGCCCAUGUGGGAGAGAAAAAAAAGAUACAAUUAGAAAAAUGUAGAGAAUCAGUCAAACUUUUGUCUUUCUGUAUCUUAGCAACAUGAACUAGGAAAUAGAGCCCCUCUCUGUCUGGAAAAGGUAGCAACCUUGGAGAAUUCUUUACAGUAUAGUGGGACCAUGAGCAAGUCCUUGGCCUCACAUUUCCCUCUAAUGUGAAGGGGAGGGGUCUUCCCCCUUUCCUGCUCGGGGCUUGGGGAGAGGGUGAUGAGACAGUAUUAUGACUGUGAUGGUGUCUUCAGCUGUUUGUAGGAAGAACAGGUGGUAGAAAUUUGGGAUUUCCAAACGGCUGUCACUGCUCACAGCUCUGCAACUGCAACACAGGCCUGUGCUGGGCCCCAAAGAAGCCAGCCUUAGACCCAAGCACGAGAAUCUUAGGGAACCAAAUCUGUGACAGUGCAGAGUCAGGGCUGGGGGGUAAGUGGGCUCGGGCAGGUGGCCUCCUCCAUCCUAGAUGUCUGUGUGGCCGCCUCAACAUCUGUUUCUAGAAGUUUCCCACUUGCAGAUGUUUAGUGCAGUUACAGACAUGUGUGUUUUGAUCCCACAUAGUGCUUUGUUUUGUUUGGAAAGGAUCCCCGCACAGGAGGGAGAUCGAACGUCAAAGGAAGAAAAGAACCUAUAAGUUGGUGUCGCUGACAAUCAUACUAAUGUUUAUCCAGCUGCCAUACUUUGAGACAUUCUAGGCUGGGAGAAGAGGGACCCUGGGUUUCCUAUUUCAAUCUCUGUGAUGUAUUCCCCCACUGACCCUCAAGAGCCAGAUGUGGCCCCACAGAGCCAGGCUUGUACCACAGCUUAGAGGCAUCACGUUUCCAAUUAAAGCCACUGGAGAACCCCUGAAAUGUGUUUCAUCCUUG